GCCCUCCUGGGCUCCCGUUCUGCCCCACCGACACCCGGUGCCCUUUCCCGAGCUCGUCUGUCUGCUUUACGUCUCCACCACGUCUGGAGCUUUCGCACCACAUUAAGUUGGGCUCGCUGGGGCUUCCGUUUCUUCCCCAUAGUGCUGUGCGCUGCUGCCCGGCGAGGCGUGGCGCGGCGCGUUGCCUGGGGAACGAAGAAGGCGACGGAGGCGGCGAGGCGGGGCCUGGUGUGCGGGGUCUGCAGACCGCCUCCCGGCCCAGCUCAGACCGACCUCUGCCCCGAGGGCUUCGGCCUCGAGGCCGGGGCGUCUGCUUGGACCUCUCGCAACCGCGGCCCCCGAGGCCGGAUUCUCCCACUUCCCCUUUUCAGAACGAAGCGGGGAAUGCUUUUUCAGCUCUCACCGGAGCUGAUGUCUGUCCUUAAUAAUUACACCCCCUUCCUCCCAGCUUGGUAAUAGUAUUCAGGAAAGCUGUUCCCUAGAAUUUUCGAACGCACAUUACUUUGCCCGCCUAAGCGCCAGUGCCAUAGAGAUGGGCAUGACCAGAGGUCGGGACUCCAUUCGGGAUGGUCAGAGGGCAAGAAAGCUGCAAGAUUGACUUUUAUCCUAAACCAUUUAUAACUAUGGACUUGCCGGAUGAGAGCCAGUGGGAUGAAACGACUUGCAACUUGGCUGCUUGUCAGCACCCGCAAUGCUGGGCUACUAUCCGCCGCAUUGAGAGGGGCCACCCUCGAAUCCUGGGCUCAUCCUACAAAACUUCUCUGGACGUUAACGACAAACUCCCCGUGCUCACCAUUGUAAACCUCUCAGAUUCCUGCUUCCAGGCCAGGAGGCGUCCUCAUGGUCAUUUACCAGGACUUACCUUCACUAAGCCUCACCCUUUAUUGUCUCAGCGUUCAAAGUUUGACUCCAAAUUUCAAGGCAGGCCUUGCAAGGAUUUACCUGACAAAGAUUUGAUCAACUAUACUAAUGGAUCUCCUAAAGGAAGUCACAUAUUGAAAAAGCUUGCAGUGCUAAAUUUGAAUGAGACACACAUUCCUCGCCCUCAAGGUGUUAGCAAUAUGGUUGUAGUCUGGAUCCCAAAAGAACCAGGGGCGUCUGUGAGUCCAGCGGAGCAGUAUGUUGCUCCCAGCCAGGAUGGGAAGAAGAAAAGAAAGACAUCUACAGUGUCGUCUGUGGUUCUCUCGGGAAAGCAGGACAGAGAAACAAAGCUGAGCACUCCAGGGAUAACUGUGCCUCCCCCGUCCCCAGUACGCUUUUUUGAGCAACUAAGUCCAGAAAUCCUACCUUUCUUGAACCAGUUUGACGCAUUACCUCAGGAUCUCCUGAACGAUCUUUUGUUAGAUGAAGGGGAAAGGUCGCCUUGUCUGGAGACGAAGACACGAUUGGCCACGAGGAAAAAGAACCCCCUGAAAAAGAGCCGACCCGAGAGCUCCAUUUCUGCCCAGAUGUUUCUAUCUGUGCACCGCCUCACCCUGCAAAGACCAUCAUUGAAAUAUCCUGCACAUUUGAAGAAAUUAUAUUAUAACCUGAACAUAGAAGAUAGGCUUUCUAGUGCUGCCAGAUCUCCAGGUCUUCGGAAGCAGCAGCAGAGGCAGCCGCAGAGGAAGUUGAAGACACCUACGAAGAAACCGAAGAAACCGGAGGCUAAAAAGAAAUCCAAGAAAGAUCCAAGGAGCCAGAGCACUUCGCAUAAAUCUUUAGGUACUGUGGGUUGUGACCCAUGCUAUGGUCACAGAACUCUACCGGGCGGGGAAAGUGACAACAAUCAGCAGCUGCAGAUGGAGAAGAAUGGGCCCAUCUUGAAACAGGAUUCCACAGAGAGACCACAGGUGGGCAAUGCUGAGAACGACCUGGAUUCCUUCUCCAGUAAGCAGAAUCCUGAGUUAUCCAAGACAGAAUCCAGUAACAAGGACUUCGGUCCUCAGAUGGAGGAAGUGCCAGUAGCCCAAGAGGAGCCCUCCAAGGACCUUUCAUCCAGUAUAUCUAGAGCAAGUUGGAAUCCUGAGCUCCAUAUAAUGAGGAUUUUUCAGACUGCUGAUAAUGAGGCUGAGGAGAACCAACUCUCUGGGUUGCAGAAUAAAGUGACUCCGGAGACAUAGGUGGGCAGCCUUAUUCCACAGCAGGAUGCUUAGAGAUCUUAGGGCUGUGACCUUGGACACAGGGCUGAAAGGAGUGGGGACUUCUCCCUGGGGCCUUUACCAGGGCCUGGGCUUAGGGAUUCUGUAUUCUUCAUUUACCUUUACUUGCCUCUAAGAUAAGUGAGGAAGAAAGAGCGUCACUCCUUUUAAACUUGGAUUGUUUCUCUUCCGUUAGGACCGGAAUAAUUUCAUAAUUAAACAUAGUUGCUGCUUAAUCAAAAGAACAACUCUCUGUUUCUGGGACGGGGAGAAAUAUUUCUUGGUACUUUUUCUGGGUCACUUUAUCUCCCCUCGGAAGCUCUGAAAGAUUUCCAGUUGUAGGAAGCGGUUGACCUGAGGGAACCCCUGCUGUGCCCCUAGUUUUCCCUGUCAGUCUCUGGAAAUGGUUGCUUUUGAGGAUGGCACCCACGAAAUCAUCCAGUAAUCUUUGUUGUGUUAUGUGUAAUAUUCCUGUGUACUAGUAUGUGGACAGGACUCCAAUUAACCAGAAAGAGUCUGAAAGCUCCAGUUUCUAAGUUACUGAACCUGCAGGAACGUUUCCCUGAUACUCACAAAAACUCAGAAUUUCAGAGUCUCAGAAUUGCUUGAACUUGAUUUUUGCAAAGAGGUUUUUCAUAUUUUUGUCCUUAAACUUUUUAAUAUGGAAACAUUUCUGGGAGUCUGAAAAGAAAGCCAAUUGACACUCGCCUUUGAAGGCAAGCGUUGCAAUAGCGCACUGUUGUGGACAUUCUGAGAAUAGCACCCUAGUAAGGGAGGAGUUGCAAUAGUGUUAACUCCUAAGGAGUUAACAAGGCACCUUGUUUCAAUGCCUCCAUUUUUUUCUGUCUGGGUCUCAUUGCAGAAAUCUUGGACAAUUCUCCAACAGGGGUUCUUAAAAGGAGAGGGGUUUUAAGACACCGAUUUGCUGAAGGCUAUGCUGAGGCCAUCCC
This is a messenger RNA of Myotis myotis, 3070 nucleotides long. It is a transcript of the gene CUNH9orf43, whose product is annotated as chromosome unknown C9orf43 homolog. The record is from RefSeq and is a predicted model, not a curated record. The coding region runs from base 567 to 2102 and encodes 511 amino acids. The transcript has 14 exons. Lineage: Eukaryota; Metazoa; Chordata; Mammalia; Chiroptera; Vespertilionidae.